UGAAGGGGGUGUAUCUAAUGAGAAUAAUUGCCCUUCUUCCUGGCGCUACACAACCUGCUUCAUCAUGCCAGUCCUCUUGAAGCACACUUGACUCAAACCUUGUAAUUGCAAUCUUGCUGUGUGAAGUCAGAGGAUGACGGGAAAUAACUGGGGAUACGGAAAAAAAGACGGUCCUUCAGUGUGGCACAAAAACUUCCCAGUUGCCGAGGGGAGUAGGCAGUCUCCUAUUGAUAUCGUCCCUCAUCAGACUUCACAUGACCCCAGCCUGGGACCCAUUCUCCUCAACUAUGAUCACUGUUCCUCCAUAAACAUUUCCAACAAUGGGCACUCUGUUGCGGUCACCUUUGAUGACUCGGAUGACCGUUCAGUGAUCCAGGGAGGCCCUCUGGACAAUCCAUACAGACUACAACAGUUUCACUUCCACUGGGGUGAAAAAGGCUGCCAUGGCUCCGAGCACACUGUUGCAGGGAACAGCUAUGUGUCAGAGCUUCAUUUGGUUCAUUGGAAUGCAGUUAAGUACAAGACAUUUGGCGAGGCGGCAGCAGCUCCAGAUGGACUUGCUGUCCUGGGCAUCUUUUUGGAAACUGGCGACGAACACAGAUGGCUCCACACAAUAACGGAUGCACUCUACAUGGUGAAGUUUAAGGGGACUGUCACAGAUUUCAAAAGUUUCAACCCAAAGUGCCUCCUGCCCAGCAGCCUCCACUAUUGGACCUACCUCGGAUCACUGACCACACCCCCACUUCAUGAAAGUGUCAUCUGGAUUGUCCUGAAAGAGCCAAUCACAGUGUCUGAAAAACAGCUGGGCAAGUUCCGAAUGCUUCUGUUCACUGGAGAAGAGGAGGACCAGAGGAUACGUAUGGAAAACAACUACAGGACUCCUCAGCCGCUGAAAGACAGAAAAGUGCGUUCAUCUAAUUAAUGGAACAUUUGAGAUCCUGUGGCACAAUGCGCUAGGAGACGACAGAGCGAAUGCAACAAUAUGAUCAUUUUUUUAAACUCGGGGCAAGUUGUCAGAGGGACGUAAAACAUGCAUGAUUUGUUUCACUGUUGAUCUUUAAGGCCAAAAGAAGUGUUGGCUUGAAAAAUAAACAUUGUUGGACAGAGCCCCCUUUAAUAUAACUUUAAAAUAUGUUUUGCAUAAUAUAUUUAGUAACUCCUGAUUUUAUCCAAGAAAAAUCAGAGGUGGUUUUGCUACUCCAUUACAGCUACAACUGUUGGGAUUAAAAAAAGGAGAGACAGAAAGCAGCAAAGUCUUGUUAGGUGCUAUGUCGUUUGUCAUGGUUACAUUUAACUGGCUAUUGUUGGCACUGGAGCUGUUUGUAGGCUGGUACCAAACACUUCUGCUGUUGAUGGCCUCCUAAAUGGUGUCAAAUCAUCCUUCUAUCCAGCCUAUUGCUGGUGGAUAUCCAGUCCCUGUGGCCGUAGAGCUUUGUGAGCGUAACAAUCCUAACUAUAGCUGAAAUUGGAUUAGUGCUGUGGCCAUGACAGACUAGUCCCAGGAUCUGUUACAGGUCAGGAGUGGGUGUUAUUUUUAGCAUGCCAUUUAGAUUUAAUUGAAACAAGUGUUUACAAUGACUUAUUGUGUGAGGUUUUCGGACAGUUCCUUCCCACCAUUGCAUUACCUGCUGCAUGUAUGCACAGCCUGUACUGUAUCAAUGUAUGUGACACCCGGCCUGGUUUGUCACACUGUUGAGCUGUGGCAGCUUAGUGUGACGCCACUCUUCAUAUAGGAGGACUACCAAUGGGCAUUGGCUGCAAUAAUUUAGUUUUAUGCUCAUACUGUACCACAAAUUGCACAUGAGAAGAAUGCACCUCACUUAUGAUUCAUAGAUAUGCAAAGAUUAAACUUACGGGUUGUUUGAAAUACUUUGU
This is a messenger RNA of Dunckerocampus dactyliophorus (ringed pipefish), 1875 nucleotides long. RefSeq names its product carbonic anhydrase VII (gene ca7). NCBI's taxonomy places the organism in Eukaryota, Metazoa, Chordata, Actinopteri, Syngnathiformes, Syngnathidae. The coding region runs from base 134 to 922 and encodes 262 amino acids. Gene Ontology annotation, biological process: regulation of intracellular pH. Gene Ontology annotation, cellular component: cytoplasm. Gene Ontology annotation, molecular function: zinc ion binding; carbonate dehydratase activity. The transcript is spliced from 7 exons. The record is from RefSeq and is a predicted model, not a curated record.